AUGGCGGGUGGUGAACGUGCCACGAAGCUGGGCCAUGCCCUCGCCAAGGGCUUGGGCAUCAAACUCGCCUACCGGGACCCUCUAGGUGCCGAUGCUGACCCGGUCACCCGUGGCGAGUCGACUUUUUCAGUCGGCACCGUCGAGACCUAUUCUUACACCGAGCCCGAGCCCACCAGUAUCGAGUGGAUUCGCGAGGUUACGCCCUCGGGCCAGCAGGUGCUCAAUUACAUCAUUGGCCUGUUCCCUUUCCUCAACUGGAUCGGCCGGUAUAACGUGCAAUGGCUGAUUGGUGACCUGGUUGCGGGUAUCACUGUCGGAGCAGUUGUCGUGCCCCAGGGUAUGGCCUAUGCUAAAUUGGCCGAGUUGCCCGUGCAAUUCGGUCUGUACUCGUCCUUCAUGGGUGUCUUGCUCUACUGGUUCUUUGCCACUUCCAAGGAUAUUACCAUCGGACCUGUGGCCGUCAUGUCUACUCUGACCGGCACAAUUGUUCUCGAUGUCGCUGACAAGCUGCCGCACGUUCCCGGCCACGAGGUCGCCUCCUGCUUAGCGGUGAUUCUGGGUGGUAUCGUUUGUCUCCUGGGUCUCCUUAGACUCGGAUUUAUUGUGGACUUCAUCCCCCUCCCCGCCAUUUCAGCCUUCAUGACGGGCUCUGCCAUCAACAUCUGCGCGGGUCAAGUCACGACCAUGCUGGGCCAGACCGCCACGGUCUACACCCGCGGUGCAACCUACAGGACCAUCAUCGAUACCCUCAAAGCGCUCCCAACUUCAUCCCUCGGUGCGGCUAUGGGUGUCACGGCCUGUGCGAUGUUGUACAUGAUCCGAGCCGGCUGCAGCUAUGCAGCAAAGAAGCAGCCGCACCGCGCGAAGACCUGGUUCUUCAUUUCGACCCUGCGCACAGUCUUUGUCAUCCUGUUCUACACUAUGAUCAGUGCUGCUGUGAACAUCCACCGGAGAGACAAGCCGGCCUUUAAGCUCCUGGGCAAGGUGCCUCGUGGUUUCCAGAAUGCUGCCGUGCCCAAGAUGGACCCAGAGGUCAUCAAGGCCUUUGUGGGCCAGCUUCCCGCUGCUGUGAUCGUACUCCUGAUCGAGCACAUUGCCAUUUCCAAGUCCUUUGGUCGUGUCAACAACUACACUAUCGAUCCCUCGCAGGAAUUUGUCGCUAUUGGCGUUACUAACCUACUGGGUCCUUUCCUGGGUGCUUACCCCGCCACUGGUUCUUUCUCGCGUACUGCGAUCAAGUCCAAGGCUGGUGUUCGCACUCCUCUGGCUGGUUGUAUCACCGCCGUCGUUGUGUUGCUUGCCAUUUACGCUCUCCCUGCCCUCUUCUUUUACAUUCCCAAUGCCUCUCUUGCGGGUGUUAUCAUCCAUGCUGUGGGUGACCUGAUUACUCCUCCUAACACUGUUUACCAGUUCUGGCGGGUUGCCCCUCUUGAUGUUGUCAUUUUCUUCAUUGGUGUCCUCGUCACCGUCUUCUCGUCCAUCGAGGAUGGUAUCUACUGCACUAUCUGUGUCUCAUUGGCUGUCCUGCUUUUCCGCCUGGCCAAGGCUCGCGGUCAAUUCCUCGGCAAGGUCAAGGUCCACUCCGUGGUCGGUGACCACCUGCUUGACGGUGAUGGCAAGUAUGGCUCGUUCGGGAACACCCGUGCUUCAUCUGAAGACGAGGACCAUGCUCAUCGGUCUAUCUUCUUGCCCGCCAACCACGCCGACGGGUCAAACCCCGACAUUGAGAUUGAACAGCCUCACCCAGGUAUCUUCAUCUACCGCUUCUCCGAGGGCUUUAACUACCCCAACGCCAACCACUACACCGACUACCUGGUGCAGAACAUCUUCAAAAACACCCGCCGCACAAACCCGCACGCCUACAGCAACCCCGGCGACCGCCCUUGGAAUGACCCCGGCCCUCGUCGCGGCAAGGCAAACUCCGAGCUGGAGGACCAGCGCCCUCUCUUGCAAGCCGUUAUCCUGGACUUCUCCUCUGUCAACAACGUGGACGUCACCUCGAUUCAGAACCUGAUCGACGUUCGCAACCAGCUCGACCUGUACGCCUCCCCGCUCACCGUGCAAUGGCACUUUGCCCACAUCAACAACCGCUGGACCAAGCGUGGCCUCGCCGCUGCCGGCUUCGGCUACCCCACCCCGACCUCUAGCGAGGGCUUCCACCGCUGGAAGCCAAUCUUCAGCGUUGCCGAGAUCGAGGGCAGCUCUUCUGCCGCCGCCCACGCGGAGAUUGUCAACAACGAGCGCGAGCACCACCUGCACCACCCCAAGGAUGUCGAAGCCGGUCUGAAGGAUCAGUCCGCGACGGUCGAGAGCGAGAGACAUGGAAUUGAGACUUCGUCCGAGGACAGCCAGCCAAUUCACGAGGACAAACUGUCGCGCGAUCUGACGUCUAGCCACGCAUACAGCAACAACCGACGCAAGGUCGCCAUUGUGCAGGGUAUGAACAGGCCAUUCUUCCACAUCGACUUGACCAGUGCCUUGCAGAGCGCUGUGGCGAACUCGUCCAACGAGAUUCCUCAUGUUUAA
Molecule: messenger RNA, 2526 nt
Organism: Penicillium daleae
Lineage: Eukaryota; Fungi; Ascomycota; Eurotiomycetes; Eurotiales; Aspergillaceae
Product: SLC26/SulP family anion transporter
Exons: 3
Coding region: 1-2526 (841 amino acids)
Biological process (GO): transmembrane transport
Cellular component (GO): membrane
Molecular function (GO): secondary active sulfate transmembrane transporter activity
Source: RefSeq, a predicted model, not a curated record